AUGUACACCACAUGGGACAGUGGCGGUUUCCCACAUUUCUUUAGUCAACUUAAACUGGCAUUUACUCAAAUCUACUCAGUAAUAUUCUUGUUAAUCAUGCUCACGAUGUGUGGUCGGAAAAAAAAAAGAAGUGGAGGAGGAAUACAAUCAAGCUCGGCAGGGCGUAAACCUUCUAUACGAUCUGCCUUAGCAACUAAGAAGAAAGUAAAAUCGAUUGGUAUGGAUUCUGGUUCUAUUGCCGAGGAUCCACCUCAGAAGCAGUUAGAUGAGACGCGAAAUAAAACGGACUGCAAAGGAUCGCAAAGCAAAGCAACUGACUCUGGAACUGAUGAAAAAAAGUGGCAAGUUGCAUCCCAAACACCUAACGCUGACAGUGAUCAGAAGAAACAGAUGAAACCAUCUGAAUGUCAAAAAUUGGAGCAAAGUGGAGAUGGUUAUGAAAACUUCGGUCCACCACCAGAAAUUGCUGAAGCCCAUGCAAAGGCUGAUUAUGAGGGAUCACUUAUAAUAGGAGAACAAAACGAUGAUGGUGGUGGAAUAAAAAAAUUAUCAAGAGUGAAUGGAAACAAAGGCAAAAACACACGGAAAGCAUCAUCACGAAACUUGGACCGAACGCAGGAUCUAAGCAUUCAACUUGGGAAAAAGUAUCGCACGAGGAAAAGUGAAAUAGCCAUAUAA
Necator americanus (New World hookworm) is the source of this 678-nucleotide messenger RNA. RefSeq lists its product as uncharacterized. The record is from RefSeq and is a predicted model, not a curated record. NCBI's taxonomy places the organism in Eukaryota, Metazoa, Nematoda, Chromadorea, Rhabditida, Ancylostomatidae. Bases 1 to 678 code for a protein of 225 amino acids. The transcript has 5 exons.